AUGACUCUAUCGUCGGACCUCGCUAUUCAAUACAAAUUGGUAAAACCCGCCAGCAAGCUCUUCUCGACCAUUUGUGACGCAUACAAAAAGAACACGCGGGCCAGGAGACUACAACUUCAAGAUGCAUUUUGGAUGGCUCGUCACGACCCGAACCAGCCUAUCGCUAAAUGGAUCGCUCGGAUACGCAUGGCAGCUUCGGACCUAGCUAGCGUCAAGUUGACCCCAUCCGAUCAACAAAUCUGCGACAGACUUGUUCGUGGUCUCGACAAUUCGUGGAAAACAAUUAGGGAUCAUCUUGUUUAUUCCCCCAAUGAAGUUUUGCUUGACGACGCAGUUGGAGCAAUCAAAGCUCACGAGAUCUCAACCACCACUUCGCUGGACCACUCCGAUCACCUAAAAGCUGCUUCUGCCGUCACCAAGGCUAAAGGACGACCGCAAUGCUACACAUGCGGUGAAAAGGGACACCACUCAGCCGACUGUCCAAACAAGAAGAAACACAUGAAGGCCUCUGCAAGAUCGGUUGAAGCUCGUGCAGGCGCAACCACGGUGGCUCAGUUAGGCAACUACAAAUCCAAUGAAGAAGACGAUGACAGUUUUGACGAAGAAAUUGACGUCUGGGGAUAA
Messenger RNA from Puccinia graminis f. sp. tritici CRL 75-36-700-3, 624 nucleotides. RefSeq lists its product as uncharacterized. The transcript has a single exon. NCBI's taxonomy places the organism in Eukaryota, Fungi, Basidiomycota, Pucciniomycetes, Pucciniales, Pucciniaceae. Gene Ontology annotation, molecular function: zinc ion binding; nucleic acid binding. The record is from RefSeq and is a predicted model, not a curated record. Bases 1 to 624 code for a protein of 207 amino acids.